GUCACUGUCACCGGUCCAAACAAACCAGAAGAGAAGAAGAAGAAGUUCAUGAAAUCAAGUUCAGUUUGUUUUAAAUUUUGCAAGUUUUUAUAGAAACAGUGAAAUUGUAUCCAUUAAACUGUAUAACUAAGAUGAUGAUACGCCAUCAUCUGCGUCUCACAAGGCGCUUCUGUACCAAAGCUCCUCUCCCAGAUCUCGGCAUCCGAAUCUACUCAUGCCGAACCCGAGAAAAGAUCCCCCUCCAACUGCCUUCGCCCGCUCGGAUCACAUCAUUCUACACCUGUGGCCCAACGGUGUACGAUUCGGCACACAUAGGCCAUGCCAGCUGCUACGUCCGGCUGGACAUCGUCCAACGCAUUCUCCAAGAUCAUUUCGGUUUUCGCCUGGUCACCGCCAUGAACAUCACCGACAUCGACGACAAAAUCAUUCGACGCGCCGCUGAAGUCGGCAAACCCUGGACCGAUAUCGCACGCCACUACGAGCAAGAGUUCUGGACCGAUCUACAACGGCUGAACGUUCGACCUCCGGACAUAAAGCUUUGCGUUACGGAUCACAUCCCCGGCAUAGUUACGUUCAUAGAACGACUAAUCGCCAACGGCUUUGCGUACAAAUCUUCGGACGGCUCCGUCUACUUCGAAACCUCCAAGUACCUUCAGUACGGGAAACUUCAGAACAUCCCCACAGAACAGCAACAACAACCCUCGACGGAAGCCAAGAAGAACGCAGCGGAUUUUGCCCUCUGGAAGGCCGUCAAACCGGGUGAACCCUCGUGGCCGUCGCCCUUCGGACCGGGUAGACCCGGCUGGCACAUCGAGUGUUCUACGCUGGCUUCGCAGAUAUUUGGUCGCCGUUUGGACUUCCAUGCCGGAGGUUUGGACCUAAGGUUCCCCCAUCACGAAAACGAGGAGGCGCAAAGCUGUUGCUACCACGGGGUGGACGACUGGGUCCGAUACUGGGUUCACACCGGGCAGCUACACCUGGAAGGUCAAACGCACAAGAUGUCCAAAUCGUUGAAGAACACGGUGAGUAUUGGGGAACUGAUGAAUAAGCAUUCGGCGGACGAAUUCCGGAUGUUGUGUCUGCUGUCGCAUUAUAGGAGUGCGAUCGAGUUCGGUGACGAGUCCAUGGCAGUGGCGACGAACGUUCUGAAGAAGUUCCGUUCGUUCUUCGACGAUUGCCGGGCGUACGUAGGAGGGGUGAAGCCAGCUGUGGAGGUUGAUUCGGGCGAACUACAGGGGAAAAUGCUGGAGGUUGAUGGGAAAAUCGAAGAGUUUUUGCGGAACGACUUCAACACCGCAAGUGUAGUGACCAGUUUGGGUGAGCUGGCUUCUACGGUGAAUAGAUCGAUAAAUACAGGAAGCGGUAGGGGGGAUUCGACGGUAGUGGCAUCAGAGGGCGGCACGGUGCAAGCGAUGGCAAACUAUAUAAGGAACAAACUGGCGCUUUUUGGCCUCCAGGAGUUCGAUGCGGAGAGGAAACUGACUUCGGAAGGCUGUAGCAGCGAUUCGAUAGAUCAGGUGAUAGAGAGUAUGGUGCAAAUUAGAAAUGGUAUAAGAGCUCAAGCCAUAGAGAGUAAGGACCGGAGACUAUUUGCGGUUUGUGAUCAGAUUCGGGAUCGUCUGAAAGAGGUCAACGUGGAAGUGAAGGAUCAUGGGAAGACUUCCUCGUGGAGUUACCUUAAGCGAUGAAGUAGUGUGAUUGGAGGGACAAUAAAUGCAUUUCAAUUGUUA
This is a messenger RNA of Aedes albopictus (Asian tiger mosquito), 1730 nucleotides long. RefSeq names its product probable cysteine--tRNA ligase, mitochondrial (gene CysRS-m). The transcript has 2 exons. Gene Ontology annotation, biological process: cysteinyl-tRNA aminoacylation. Gene Ontology annotation, molecular function: cysteine-tRNA ligase activity; ATP binding. The record is from RefSeq and is a predicted model, not a curated record. Gene Ontology annotation, cellular component: cytoplasm. Bases 132 to 1688 code for a protein of 518 amino acids. Lineage: Eukaryota; Metazoa; Arthropoda; Insecta; Diptera; Culicidae.